GAGAGCAGCUCAUUUUAUUUCACGAAAUGGAGCCAUGAAGAGUCACCGGAGUCCAUGCGAGGGACAGGAUGCCUGAGAGCCAGAGGGCUCCAAGCUUCAGCCGGGUGACCUGAGGUGAUCGCUGGAUCCACGGCGGAUGACAACAUGAAGCUUUCCUUGCGCAGUCCAGCACACAGGUGAUCACUUCUCACCCAUUCACAUUGAGUCAGUGCCUGUGGCUGAGAACUCCUCUCUUUGGUGUGGACCAUUAAAAAAAGAAAAAAAAAAAAAACACAAUUAUUUUUGGCAGUAUCACUGGUCCAGACGGGGAAAUAUGACAUUUCCAUAAUUUGCAUGUCAUGAGACUUUCCCAGACCUUCACAUGCAAUUCAUGCAUGUUGACAUGACAACAGCAGAAAUGCGGGUUUCAAGGACAGAAAAUGCAAAUCAUCAGAUUUGUCUGCUUAUCCAACACUCGGUUGCUGGGGCAACAGGUCCAGGAAGUAAUCUUUAGACAUCCCCCUCAUGCUGACUUUGUAAUUUAACGCCUUGAAAUUGGGCCUCUGUCUCUUUAGGAUCUUCUGCUCUUUGAGAAGUUAUCACAACAUGGAUCCUCUAUUAACGCUUUAACAUUUUUACCAGUGUUGUACUGAGAAGUAUCUCCUUUAAUGAGCUCAGCUGAUGCUCAGUUCCACCAGGUCUUUGCUAAUUGCUGCUGGCUAGUCUGAGGAACUGAGUGAGGGAUUGGCGAGGAAGGCUGCUCUGUGAGGUGGAAGCUUGAAAACUGCAGAUCAGAGGAGGAGCUUCAUCCAUUUCAGCUGAAUGGUUGCUGAAAGGUUCUCAAACGUGCAUGAAAGAAUCAAAGCAACAGUCCAGGCUGAUGUGGUUGGCACUUAUUGUUUUGGUUUUGCUGGUUUUGGUGAUAUUGCUCCUGCAGACGAGGACAGAGGAACUAUUUCAGUUCCAUGUCACCUCUGCACAUAAACAGCUGGUGCAUGAGAACGCGCGCCGGGUUCUGGAGGGCGACUGUCGCCACAGAGGCAGCAGAGAGAAGCUGCUCGCUCUGUUCCCGUCCGCCAGCGGCGCCGUCCAGCCCUUCCUGUGGAGGGACCAGCCGCUGCCCGCCCAACUCCUCUCCUACCCGCCGCCGUUUGGCUUCAAAGGGCUUAAAGGCAAAGUAGAGGACCUGCUGACGCUGCUGCCAGCGGCCCACCCUGACCCGGGACCAGAGGAGUGUCGCCGCUGUGUGGUGGUGGGGAACGGGGGCGUGCUGAAGGGCCUGGAGCUCGGCCAGCAGAUCGACCGUUUCCACACCGUAAUCAGGUUGAACAGCGGCCCUCUGGGAAAGCACACGGGCGACGUGGGGAAUCGAACCAGCAUCAGGAUGAGUUAUCCUGAGGGCACGCCCCUCCACUGGGCGGACACAGACUCUCAUUCUGUCUUUGUGGCUGUUAUCUACAAAGGCGUUGACCUCAGCUGGAUGUCAGCCAUGAUCAGGAAGCUCGGCGUGACGCUUUGGGACUGGUUCUUCUUCUGGCAGAGGGUUCCACAGGAAAUUCCUCUAGAUCCCUCAAGGUUCCGACUUCUGAAUCCCGACGUCAUCAGGCAGACUGCCUUGGACUUCCUGGAAUACCCUGAACCCAGGUGGCGCCUGUGGGGCUGGGACCAGAACAUACCGACACUGGGCGUGUCCGCCCUGAGCUUAGCCAGCCUGCUGUGUGACGAGGUCAGCCUGGCGGGAUUCGGCUACAACCUGUCCCAGCAGGGGGCGCCGCUGCACUACUACGACAGCCUGCCCAUGAGCCUCAUGCAGCAGCAGAACAUGCACAACGUGGACAAAGAAACUCAGUUCCUGCACAGACUGGUGAGAGAGGGGGUCGUUACCGACCUGACCGGAGGAAUCCACUGCUCCUUCUGCUCCAACUGACCCCAUCCUGCAGCUGACCCCAUCCUGCAGGUAUUGCACUGCAACUUUGCUGAAAUGCAUGAGCAUAGGACAAAGAAGAACUAAGAGAUUUUAUGGUAUUAUGGUCAUAAUUUAUACUUCAGUUUCAGAUCUCCUGACAGAUAUUUGAAGCUGGCUUCAGAUAAUGUAUUUUUAUGUUGUGAAAACUGUUCAUCACUCAAAUAUUGUAAUUUGAGAACUCACAUGAAGGGUUUUAUUUUGUUUUUAAUAAACAGUUAUUGUUUAUGGUGUCUAAAAGUGUUGUUUUUGUGUUGAUUUCACAAAGAAAUAAAAUAUGUA
Molecule: messenger RNA, 2224 nt
Organism: Gambusia affinis (western mosquitofish)
Lineage: Eukaryota; Metazoa; Chordata; Actinopteri; Cyprinodontiformes; Poeciliidae
Gene: st3gal5
Product: ST3 beta-galactoside alpha-2,3-sialyltransferase 5
Exons: 8
Coding region: 830-1906 (358 amino acids)
Molecular function (GO): lactosylceramide alpha-2,3-sialyltransferase activity
Source: RefSeq, a predicted model, not a curated record